AUGUCGAAACGAAGCAGCGUCGCGCCCCCCAGCGCCAACGGGGACGCCGGCAGAUCCGCCAUCAGCCCCAGUCAGCCAGCUGUCGAUAAGCAGAAGACGCUGCUUUCCGCCGACGUGGGGCACUUUUCCCUGGUGCGGGCGAUGCAUCUCGCCGACCUGAUAACGCUGAUGAACGGUUUCAGCGGCGUCAUGUCCAUCUUCGCGUCGCUGCGGUACUGCCUCGGCGAUGCGGACUCGCUCGACAAGGUGUGGCUGGCGCUGGCUUUCCUGCCCUUUGGGCUCUUCUUUGAUUUCUUGGACGGCAGGGUCGCCCGGUGGCGCAACAAGAGCAGCCUCAUGGGACAGGAGCUGGACUCCCUGGCAGACUUGAUCUCGUUUGGCGUGGCGCCCGCCAUGGUCGCCUUCACCAUCGGCUGCCGCUCGGUCCUCGACACCGUCGGGCUCACCUUCUUCGUCCUGUGCGGCCUCGCCCGCCUCGCCCGCUUCAACGUCACCGUCUCGGUGCUCCCCAAGGACGCCUCCGGCAAGAGCAAGUUCUUUGAGGGGACGCCCAUCCCGACGUCGCUGUUCCUGGACGCCGUCAUGGCCUACUGGCUGCACAACCGCUGGAUCCUGGACCAGCUGCCCUGGGGGGCCGUCUUCCCAGGCAGUGUCUUGGAGUUCCACCCGGCCGUGCUCUUGUUCAUGCUGCACGGCUGCCUGAUGACCAGCAAGACCAUUCGCAUUCCUAAGCCCUAG
Molecule: messenger RNA, 738 nt
Organism: Ustilaginoidea virens
Lineage: Eukaryota; Fungi; Ascomycota; Sordariomycetes; Hypocreales; Clavicipitaceae
Exons: 4
Coding region: 1-738 (245 amino acids)
Biological process (GO): phospholipid biosynthetic process
Cellular component (GO): membrane
Molecular function (GO): phosphotransferase activity, for other substituted phosphate groups
Source: RefSeq, a predicted model, not a curated record